GAUUCGUACUUGUUCAAUGGCGACGAAUUGUGUUUAAACCGACAAACGGUUGUUCUCAAGAUAAAUCUGGCUGAUUGACGAAUGCCCGUUUGACAGAUUCCCUGUGAAAAGAGAAGCGUCUCUUACAAGAUGCCGCGGACCAAGUAUCAUAAUAAAUCCAAAGGUACGAGUGACUCGAAGGAACUGGACUUGAUGUUGCAGACCUUCGAUAGGCAUGUGAAGCUACGCAUUAGCAAGAUGGAACGCGAGACCCAGGCAGACCUCAAGAGCUUCGACACUUUUGUUGACGUUAUGAUUUCUCGCCUACCUCAAGAGAUACGUCAAAUGACACUGGGCGAGAUACUGGCUUACGACUGUAACGAGGAAAAGGAGAAUCAGAAGAGAGAAAAUCAGAACAAUCUGGUGAGCUCGUCUGUUGGGAGCGAUAUUAUGCCACCACCUGCUACCAAAGGAAAAAGUAAAGCUGGAAAACGUGGCACAACUAUAUCUGACGAUGGAUACGCAUCGGAAGGAACCAAAUUGAGCACCACAUCGCAAAAUGUCAAAUCCCAGACACUAGUAUCUACAACAAGGAGGACGCGCAGCGCUACCAGAGCAAGUACUGCAAAAGCAAAAUUACUCGAGGUCAAUCAGAAGACAGUGACCAAGAAAAAGAAUGACUUGAACAAAUUCGAGAUGGACAACUUCAAAACACCAGCAGCAAAGCAUGACCACACUAUGUACGAUGUGGUCACACCAAAGGUCAAACCUAACACACCGCUGAAUGUUCUGAGACGUCCGCGUCAAGGUGAAAUGGUUCUCAGCAUGCAAGGAAGUCCACUGUUGGUUUCUGCUGUUGUGGAGGAAAAAACUGCCAAUAUCAAUGUACCUUUAGCUGACGGCAAUGUAAUGUCCUUGUUACCCAGAGAAGGAUUACGCCUGUCACAUAUUCCUGCAUUAGAUCCAGAAACAAUGGACCAGUUGCAAACCCUAAAGAAUCACAUUGAAAAAGUUAUGGCAUUGAAGUAACAAUAAUUGUUAAUGUAUCAUACGUAUCUUGUAAGAAAACAAUCAAGUAGAAUAUUUUUAUUCAUUUUUAUACAUAUAUGUAUUUAUUAUUCUUAAAAAAUGUGUAUAGACUAGGUGACCUUUUAAUAGUUUUAAGUAUCUCCCAUAUUUGUAUGAAGCAAUUUUUUAAUAUAUAAAAAAUCGUCUUUUA
Molecule: messenger RNA, 1198 nt
Organism: Pseudomyrmex gracilis
Lineage: Eukaryota; Metazoa; Arthropoda; Insecta; Hymenoptera; Formicidae
Gene: borr
Product: borealin
Exons: 2
Coding region: 130-1008 (292 amino acids)
Biological process (GO): mitotic sister chromatid segregation
Cellular component (GO): spindle midzone; chromosome, centromeric region; chromosome passenger complex
Source: RefSeq, a predicted model, not a curated record